CUCUCUUCCUCUCUCUUUCUCCCCUUUUCUUCCCUCCACAUCUAUAUAUAAACCUCUCCGGAUCUCUUACUCUUCCCCUUCUUCACCUCUUCCAUUCUCUCUUAUACCACCAUCAAAAUGUCUACCUGGUUCGACACCAUCAAGCGCUCCUUCGACAGCGUCCCCAUUGACGCCGCCAACGACAACGGCAUCUCCACCACCGAGUUCCUCGAGGCCGCCGAGUCGUUGACCACUCUGUUCGACGUCCUUGGCUCCGUCGCCUUCAACCCCGUCAAGAAUGAUCUUCUCGGCAACAUCAAGAAAGUGAGAGAGAGGCAGCAGGCUGCCCCCGCCGAGUCGGCCACUCUCCAAUCCCUCGUCCUGAACGAGCUCAAGACCAAGAAGCACGUCGCUACCGAAGGUCUGGUCUGGCUGGUCCGCGGCCUCGACUUCACCGCCCAAUCCCUCCGCCACAACCUCGACCAGUCCUCCUCGGAACUCUCCGACUCCUUCCGCCAGGCCUACGGCAACACCCUCAAGCCGCACCACUCCUUCGUCAUCAAGCCCAUCUUCUCCGCCGCCAUGUCCGCCACCCCCUACCGGAAGGAUUUUUACGCCAAGCUGGGCAGCGACCAGGCCCAGGUUGAGGCCGCCCUCCGCAAGGAGGUCAACGCUCUGGAGGAGCGUGUUGCUAUCCUGAAGGCUUUCCAGGAGCGGAAGGAGGCGAAGUGGUAGAUUUACAGCCUGGGUAGAAUUGAAUUGAAUUAUACAUAUUUAUAGC
Molecule: messenger RNA, 760 nt
Organism: Aspergillus campestris IBT 28561
Lineage: Eukaryota; Fungi; Ascomycota; Eurotiomycetes; Eurotiales; Aspergillaceae
Product: GLTP domain-containing protein
Exons: 4
Coding region: 118-714 (198 amino acids)
Biological process (GO): intermembrane lipid transfer; ceramide transport
Cellular component (GO): cytoplasm; membrane; cytosol
Molecular function (GO): ceramide 1-phosphate transfer activity; ceramide 1-phosphate binding
Source: RefSeq, a predicted model, not a curated record